Molecule: messenger RNA, 3524 nt
Organism: Xenia sp. Carnegie-2017
Lineage: Eukaryota; Metazoa; Cnidaria; Anthozoa; Malacalcyonacea; Xeniidae
Product: deubiquitinating protein VCPIP1-like
Exons: 7
Coding region: 120-3341 (1073 amino acids)
Biological process (GO): Golgi reassembly; endoplasmic reticulum membrane fusion; protein ubiquitination
Molecular function (GO): cysteine-type deubiquitinase activity; protein binding
Source: RefSeq, a predicted model, not a curated record
AGGGGCAGCAGUUACUUUAACUUUCAUUUUAAAAGCGUAAGUAAACAUUAUCCUUUCUAUCAAACAUGAUUACAUAUACUGCAGCGUCAAUGUUUUGCUACAAAUAAUAAUUUAGUGAAAUGAACGACAACGAAUCAGAUGAGAUAAAGAUGCUUUGUGGCACUUGUCCUGACAGCCAUUGCAAUGAAAUGUUGUAUUUUGUCUCUGGUACAGAUGUGCCAGUGGCAUGUAAUAAUUGUGGCCAAACACACUCGCCAAGUUCUCUUUUGAAUGUACAUCAGACAACGAACAUGAGCAAAUGUUUGAAGUCUAUAUUAUUGUCAAGUGUGGCGACGAAAAAAAGCUCAGAAUUAGUAAAAGUUCGUGGUUUGUCAAAUUUUCAUUGCAAGAUAAUAUCGCCACUUCUUACGUAUUAUGGUAUGGAGAAAAAGUCUGGUAAAGCUAAACUUUUAUCUGAACUAGGGCAAGAGGAAGUGUUCAAUUGUGCUGUAUUUGGGAACAGAGCAUUCCUCAUCGAACAGGAGCAUUUGAGUACUGAGGGUUAUGGCAUUGAUCAGACAGGCUCAUUGUCAUAUCUCCGAGAUACCUUGGAAAUGAUAGAAAAGGUCAACAAUGGUCAAUGUUUGGUACCACUGCAUACAGAUGGUGAUGGACAUUGCUUGGUUCAUGCCAUUUCAAGGGCUGUGAUUGGCCGAGAGCUACUGUGGCACAGCUUGCGACAGAAUCUAAAAGAUCAUCUCCAGAAAGACAACAUGAAAUAUCGACAAUUGUUUCACAACUUCAUUGAUGUCGAUGAAUGGGAAGAUAUUAUUAGUGAAGCUGAUCCAAAUUAUCAUCCACAAAGUAAUGAGCCUUUUGGCUUGCGAAACAUGCAUGUUUUUGGACUAGCAAAUGUCUUACGAAGACCAAUAAUCUUGAUGGAUAACCUUAAAGGCAUGCAAUCCAGUGGGGAUUAUUCUGGUUUGUUUUUGCCAGCCUUUGUUGAUUUUGAUUUGUGUAAAUCCCAAGGGUUACUGCAUAAACCUCUUGCAAUAGCAUGGAGUAGUUCAGGAAGAAACCAUUAUGUGCCCCUUGUAGGUGUUCGAGGAUCUACCCCUCCAAAAAUACCCCGUUCCUAUCUACCUAAAGCAUGGGGCAUGCCAAAUGAAUUAGUAUCAACUUACAUUGACUUUGAUGAGAAUGACUGUUGUACCAUUGGUGGAUCUCUAACACUAAAGGAUCAGUAUGUCCAAAGGCUAGUCAAGGCUAUGAAUGACGUGUUUUAUAAGAAGCAUCAAGUGUCACCUGAACUAGUUACUAAUGUCAACCAGUACAUAAUUAAACCAUCAAAUACAGAUGGUUAUUCAAUACCCGAAAUUAUUCAGUAUACCAAAACUGCUGUGGAUAAAGAAAACUUGUUUUAUUGUCUUUCAUGUCAUGCACUCAAAGAAGUAAAAACUGUUUGGCCACGGUCUUGGAGAGAGCCAGGUGGCCGUUGGUAUACUCGUGCCAAGAAUACCAGCACAGGACUAGUUGCCAAUGCUAUGUACAAAUUUGCAGAGGCAACCAAUGUUCCAUGCAUUUAUGAAGCUAAGUUUGACAUGCUCAUAGCUAUUGGAGAGAGUCCAGUAUGUAAUGUGUGUAAUGGAGUUCUACGUGAGGUAUCCGCAGAUGGUUCAAUACGAUACAUGAAUGGUGAUCGCACUGCUACCAGAUCUCAAGAAAAUACUAGUGCUUGCAAGUGUGGUUUUAAACAUUACUGGAAUGGUCAAGAAUAUGAUUUCUAUCCCAAAAUAAUUGAAUUAUCGCUGGAGUGGAAUGGCAAAAGAAUUGAAGAAGAAGUAUUCUGGUUUGAAAGCGAGAGCAAUGCCAGCCUGAAUUCAAAUGUAUAUGAAAUAGCUUCGACUGUUGUACAGAAACAUUUCCCUGGCGAAUUUGGCAGCGAGACGCUUGUUAGAAAAGUUGUUGAUAAAAUCCUCCAAGAAACUGACCUUCAAAAGAACUUGGAAGGUAAAGCAGAGAAGCAAGAAAAACAGGAAACAAUGAAAAUAAACGAUGAAGAAACAUCCAUUUCACUAUCAAAGGUCAUUAUCACUGGACCAAAACACAAGACGAUUCACAAGGAGGAGUUGACUAUGAAUCAAGAAGAGAGAUUGACACGUACCAGAAUAAAACACCAUGCUGCACUUAACCAAAAACGGAAAAGUAACAAAAUUUCGCUGGAGAAACAAAGUGGAAACACAAAACACGGAGAGCAAAAGACCAAUAGCAAAAUUCGACUUGUAGAGAAAGAGAGAAAAGAUGAAAGUAUAGCCAGAGUAAAAACGGAGAAAGAAAAACCGAAGGAAAUAAAAAUUCGUCUCACCAGUGAGACUGGUAAUGCCACAACCAUCUCUCUCACACCUGAAUCCACCUUUAAGGAUCUUCAAGAGAUGAUAGAAAAAGAAUUAGGUAUACCAGAAAAGAAACAAAAGAUUCGAUACGGUUUUCCCCCAAAGGAAUUGAAACCUCCGGAACGUGAUGGAGUUUUGCUACCGCUGACUCAUGGUGAUCGCGUUUCAGUGGCAGAAAUACGUGAAACGAACAUGAUGGUUUUGGAUCAAUCGACCAAUAAUUUGGAGACGAGAUCAACAAAUUAUGACGAAAUCAACGGAGUUACGUCAUUAGACAGCUCUGAAGAGAUGGCUCGCAAGGAAUUUGCAUCAUCUUUGCUAAAUUUAUUGCAAGGAAAAUUGGAGUUUGACAAAUGGGAACAAGUGAACACGAAACCAGAACUGUUCACACGUGGUGGGCAGAUUUACGAUCAAGUCGUAAAAAAACUUGGUCCACUUAAAGACGACAUGCAUUUGACGAUACCAGGAAUUCCAGGAAAGACGUUUGUGUACAAUGAAAAAGAAGACAAGUUGGAGAUUUGUCUGGAAUCAGAACACGUACCAGUACAACCUUUAGACACUAAGACUAUGUCCCGUGCUAAAACUCUUACCCAUAAUGCUAUCUCAUCACCACUGCGUCGUCCACAAGACGAGAGUAUGGGCUCGUUUAGUGGCGCAUUACGUCAUCGCAACCCCUCCCAAGGUCGAACUGCUUUUUCAGGCAAUGGACGAACCUUGGGUGGAACCUUAAGGACUGAGGACCAACUAAAUAACGAUGAAAUAGUGAAUAAAAUAAAAGAGAAUGCAGCAAUGGAUAUGGAUGACGUUGAAGAAACAGAACUCGGCAGUAGAAACACAAAGAAAGCAAAAGAAAACAAAGAAGCAGAUAUGAAUUCAAAAAUGACAGAAAAGAGUUCACCUGAUACAAAAGCAAUUGAUGAUGCAAAGGAGAAAAAUUCUGAUUUAAUGGAAACACGUUAUAAAGAUUAAGACCAAAUUGACCUCAAAUGAAAACAGAUUACAGAUAUUGAUAAUCAAACGCCAAAAUAUUACAAUAAUUGAUAUGACAUGUCAUGCACUUGCGAGCAAAGAAAAUGAGUGCCGUUUAUGUGGUACAUAAAGCUAUGUUUGUAUUUUGUAAUGAUUUACAUUAAAUAAUUCAUAAUCUAUUAA